GGUCGCAGUCUUUACCACGGCACCAUCUCCUCGCUGGUGCCCUACCUCCGCCAGUUCGGCCUUCAUUGCCCUCCGUAUCACAACCCAGCCGACUACGCGAUGGAAGUAGCGGUUGGAUUCCACGGUAGAGAAGCGAUCAACGUGUUAUUCGAUGCAGCCAAUGUGGAAACCGCGACUCCUCGCAAGCAGGAGGAACCCGAUCAAGCAUUCUUGAGUCCCAACAGCAAGUCUUCGCUUUCUACUGCCUCGUCUGGUGUAUGGAGAAAAAUCAAGGUUAUGUUGGACACAAGGCCGAAGGCGACCGAGGACGCAGUGGCGGAGUACGCCGUGUCAUUCGCGAGCCAGGUGGAGUGCCUGUUCCUGCGAUGUCUCAAGACGACGACCAGGGACUUGUGGCUCCUGUACUUCCGGGGCGGAGCACACAUCUUCGUCGGUCUCUUCAUGGGGGUCUUCUUCUUCGACAUGGGCGAGGACGCCACGCGGGUGUUCCACAACGUCGGCUCCGUCUUCUUCACCAUCCUCUUCCUCAUCUUCGCCUCCAUGCUCCCCACCACCGUGACGUAUCCAUUGGAAAUCCAUGUGCUGCUGAAAGAGAUUCUCAAUAAGUGGUACUCCCUCAAGGCAUACUACUUGGCCAAGACCCUGUCGGAUAUCCCUUUCUCCCUUAUUUAUAGCUUGAUAUACCUGGCGUUGUGGUACUUCAUGAGUUCGCAGCCGAUGGACGCCCAUAGAUUCCUCCGGUUUCUUGCCCUGAGCGCAUUCGUUUCCAUUAUUUGCCAGUCUCUGGGGCUCAUGAUCGGCACUGUCUUCCCCAUCCAGACUGCCGUGUUCGUGGGUCCCGUGGUCGCAGCGCCCUUCCUCAUAUUCUCGGGGUUCUUCCUGAGCGUGAAGGCCAUCCCUCAGUACAUGCGCUGGGUCUCCCACAUUUCCUUCCUAAAGUAUUACUUCGAGGGAACGAUGUUCUGCAUCUACGGCUACAACCGAUCUGACCUCCUGUGCAAUCAGCCCUUCUGUCAGUUCAAGAAUCCCGACAUGUUCUUGAGGGAGUUGGACCUGGAGGAGAACGUGUACUGGCUCGACUUCUGGGUUCUCGUUCUUUACAACGUCGUCUUGAGAGUUGUGGCGUACUAUGUGAUUCGGUGGAAGCUUCAUCACUCUCAGUGAUGCCGGGUAUCCCCAUCGAAAGUCUUUCAUGUUUAUAUUGUCAAGUUUUCCAACUGUUGGUGUAAGGAGUUUGAGGACCAGGGAAGAUCUCUGGAGACAGAACGGGCAUGUAUGUACCUGGCUUCAAUUUAUGGGAUCCAAAGGAUCACCAUUCCGAAUUUUUAUUCAUGGAAUGGAGGUUGAGUAAAGUUUUUAGAAGACAAAUUUGAAGC
This is a messenger RNA of Darwinula stevensoni, 1376 nucleotides long. The record is from the annotation of a GenBank genome assembly. Lineage: Eukaryota; Metazoa; Arthropoda; Ostracoda; Podocopida; Darwinulidae.